This is a messenger RNA of Pseudonaja textilis, 2956 nucleotides long. NCBI's taxonomy places the organism in Eukaryota, Metazoa, Chordata, Lepidosauria, Squamata, Elapidae. The record is from RefSeq and is a predicted model, not a curated record.
AUGCUGGCCCAGAUCUACGAGACAGAGUUGGAGAACAUCGAAGACUUCGGAGGCCUUUCGGAUUUCUGCCACACCUUUAAGUUGUCCCGUGGCAAAGCUCAGGAUGACAACGAGGAUCCCACCGUUGUUGGAGAAUUCAAGGGCUCGUUCAAGAUCUACCCUCUUCCUGAUGACCCCACGGUGCCCGUCCCUCCACGCCAGUUCCACCAGCUUCCAGCCCGAGGCCCCCAGGAGUGUCUCGUGAGGGUUUACAUCAUCCGGGCCUUUGAUCUGCAGCCGAAGGAUUCCAAUGGAAAAUGUGACCCUUAUGUGAAGAUUUCUGUGGGGAAGAAGUCCAUCAAUGAUCAGGACAAUUACAUCCCCUGUACCCUGGAACCGGUCUUUGGAAAGAUGUUUGAGUUGACUUGUACGUUGCCCAUGGAGAAGGAUUUGAAGAUCACCUUGUAUGACUAUGACCUCUUGUCCAAAGAUGAGAAGAUCGGGGAGACCGUCAUUGACCUAGAGAAUCGCUUCCUUUCCCGAUAUGGGGCUCGUUGUGGCCUUCCUCAGACUUACUGCAUUUCUGGUCCCAACCAGUGGAGAGAUCAGCUGCGCCCAUCACAACUCCUCCAUCAUUUUGCCUUGCAACACAAGGGCAAGCUUCCAGUUUACAAGACUGACCAGGUCAUCUUUGGAGAUCAAACGUACUGCCUUUCGGACCUGGAGGACAGCAAGCCUCCCAACCCCCACCUGGGCCCUGUGGAAGAACGGCUCGCCCUGCGUGUCCUGCAGAAACAAGGCUUGGUCCCUGAGCAUGUGGAGACCAGGCAGCUGUACAGCCCUCUCCAGCCGGACAUUGAACAGGGCAGAGUUCAGCUUUGGGUGGACCUGUUUCCAAAAUCCCUUGGGCCACCAGGGCCACCAUUCAACGUGACCCCGCGAAGAGCAAAGAGGUUCUACUUGCGUUGCAUUGUCUGGAAUGCCCAAGACGUCAUCCUGGAUGACCUCAGCAUCACCGGCCAGAAAAUGAGCGACAUCUACGUGAAAGGGUGGCUGGUUGGUUAUGAGGAGAACAAGCAGAAGACGGAUGUGCAUUACAGGUCCCUGGGAGGUGAAGGCAACUUCAACUGGAGGUUCAUCUUCCCCUUUGAUUAUCUCCCUGCUGAGCAGGUCUGCUCCGUGGCGAAGAAGGAACAUUUCUGGAGCUUGGACAAGACCGAAAAUAAAGUCGCACCCCAGCUGGUCCUUCAGAUCUGGGACAAUGACAAAUUCUCCUUUGAUGAUUACCUGGGCUCCAUCCAGUUGGACCUCAACUGCAUGCCAAAGCCCAGCAAGACCGCCGAAAAAUGCCACUUGGACCUCCUAGAGAGCCGGGAGAGAGACGUCUCGCUGUUUGAGCAGAAGACAGUCAAGGGUUGGUGGCCAUGCCUGACUGAGCAGGAAGGCACGAAAGCCCUGGCGGGCAAGUUGGAGAUGACGCUGGAGAUCAUCAAUGAACAAGAGCAUGAAGAACGGCCAGCUGGACUGGGCCGGGAUGAACCCAAUAUGAACCCCAAGCUAGAAGACCCAAAGCGCCCGGAGACCUCCUUCCUGUGGUUCACCUCACCCUACAAGACCUUGAAGUACAUCUUGUGGAGAAGGUUCAAGUGGGUCUUUCUCAUCUUCCUCCUUGUCUUCAUUCUGUUGCUCUUCCUGGGGAUCUUCAUCUACGCCUUCCCGAACUACGCCGCCAUGAAGCUGGUGAAGCCCUUCAGCUGAACCCACCCCGUCCCCUGGAGCCGGGCCAGAGCCCAAGGAGAGCUGCGAAGGUGGCAGGAGACCUCCCCCAUCCCACAACGGCGUGGAAGGAAGGAGCACCGACGUUGCCUUGUAGACACCGCAUGACGGAGAUGAACCCCCAGAUCUGAAAACCUGCCCCCUCCCCAGUUUUGUCCCAAAUCCUGCUCCGGUGACCUGGCUGGAGCGACGUUUCCCCCGCCCCCGCCCCCCCAAGCUGCACAACCACGGUCUCAUCUUCUGAAGAGGAAGCCCUUCCUGGAGAUGCUUGAAGGUGGUGGCUACGAUGACCCUCAAGGCCCCAGCGACCUGGAAGCCCCCUGGAGAAAGGAGAAGGGUGUGUGGCACAGAGAGGGUGAGCGCACUCAGCAAGGAGCCAAGAGGGCAUCCGUGUAACUGCACCACCACCAGUCUACAUCACAGGCUUGUUGUGAUGCCUUGGACCCUUGCUUGGGUUGCUGGAGCAGAAUUCCCUCCCAGAAGUUUGGACUACAAUUCCCAUCGUUCCUCCCCCUCCCUGGGAGGAAAUGGGGAUGAGAUUCAGCGCAGCUGUAAGGUGGAGUGUCACUCUUUCUAAGGCAUCUUCCUUGCCGUGCUUAGCACAGGAAACCCUCCUCAGGGCCCCUUUCGUACACCACAGUUGGUAAAUGCAGACACACACACACACACAACACACACACACACCAGUGUUGGGUGCACAGUUCUGUCUGGCAGAGGAGUUUCGGACGUUUUUGUGCAGGUGCAAAUUACGCGCCCGUAAAAUGGGAGGUGGUGGGGUUUUUUUUUGCACCCGUCCGCGGUGCCUUCGUUCCUAAGGCAUCGCCCUUGGUGUUCCACGGAUGUCACAAGGGCCACCAACCCUUACAAGAUGGCUGGGCAGUUCCCCAACUUUCAUCUCCCCCGUGGGUAAUCCUCGUCUUACAACAGUUUGCUCAGUGAUUGUUCCAAGUUAUAACGGGACCCGAAAAGUGACUUACAACCAUUUUUCCCCCCGACCCUUAAGAUGGUUGCGACAUCCCGGUAGUCCACGUGAUUUACAUUCGGAUGCUUGGCCACUGGCCCAUAGUUAUGACGGCCGCAGAUCCCUUUUUUGCGGCCUUCGGAUGAGUGAAGUCAACAAGGAAGUCAGACUCAAGGGGGGGUAUUCAGCCGGUUCUGACCGGUUCUAGAGAACUGGUAGUGGAAAUUUUGAGUAGUUUGG